AUUGCAACUGCUGGGAAGGAGUGGUAAGGCAUGGUGAUGUUUACCUGGGUGAGCUUAUAAAACAUUCCGGUGAUACUGGCGAUGUUGUUUUGUGAGGAAGGGGAUCAUUUUGCUACUGUUAGAGGAUGCCAUCAAGGAGAAGUGGCUUGUCUUCUUGAAAGAAUUUCUAGAUGGAAGGACCCACUAUUCACGUGGAGGGCGGGAUUCCUAAUGAUAAUCCUACAAGACAAAGGAAAUGGUCAUUUAGAAAUCUCCUCUAAUCCUUUCCCAACCAAUUAUCAUCCAUCUCCCACGUGGGACUCCUGGACCCAUCCCCUAGCAACCCCCUCCCCUUUUAGUGCUAUGUUUUCCCUUUUUCACAUCAUUCUUGCAUACGAUUCACGACAUCAUAAUAUUGCACCAAGUCUAUUCUCCAAAGAUAUAUUUCGUUGAUCUCCUUGUUAAAAUUGCAUACAAGUAAUAAUAUAGUUGUGUUUCUCUUUUGAUCAUGGGGGACUCUUCUGCUUCUUACAUACACAUGGUGCAGCAUCUUAUAGAGAAGUGUCUGAUAUUUAACAUGACAAAAGAGGAGUGCAUGGAAGCCCUUUCCAAACAUGCAAAUAUCGAACCUGUCAUCACCUCUACUGUGUGGAAUGAAUUGGAGAAAGAGAACAAGGAAUUCUUCGAGGCAUAUGCUCAAUCCAAAAGCAAAGAUGAUCGGAUGUCCGAGGAGGAAACCAGUCAAAUGAUCCAGAAAAUGAUCUCGAAAUCCUCUAAAGAUACCGAUGACUAAAAAUUACGAUGAUGCUACGCGAAAAUGAUAUCCAUCUCUCUCUCCCUUCCUCUCUCUGUCUCUCUUGUGUUCUGGUUGGUAGUUUUGGCUUUCCCUUCCAAACCUAAUCCUGCCAAAAACACAAGAAAUUAGAUUUGAUGUCUCACUUGUACUUGUGGUCCUACAUAUGCAUAUAUGGUGAAUCCUAUGCAUGGUAAAAUAUUGAAUAUGUGGAUUUCAUCCAUGAAAACAGCUUGUAAAUCCUAUGACAUAUGCAUAUCAUGUUCCUAAUUAUUGGAAUAAAAAUCCCAUGUAACCAAUCACACAAUGACAUAUCAUUGUAUUAGCGAAACUUCAUGCAUUUCUCGUAAACUUUGAUGUAAUGAAACCAUUAUUAUCAGUGUGACAUGGUGAAUUUUGAUUGGAUGUGACAUUAUAGUUUACAUAAUUGAAUAGUUGGACGGGGAAGGUUCUCGAGGUUUAAGGUGGUGACACUGUACCUGGAAUCUAGAGGCUGCAUCAAAUAUUGUUGUCUAGUGAAUUCUUUUGGCUUUGGCUUUGGCUUACUUGGAAUGAAAUAUCAAGAGAAAGAACGUGUAUGUGAUGUUUGUUGAAGUAGUCUUUUCCUUCAGUUUAAUAAAAUGGAAGUUAAAAAUAA
Hevea brasiliensis (rubber tree) is the source of this 1409-nucleotide messenger RNA. RefSeq lists its product as uncharacterized. The transcript is spliced from 3 exons. The record is from RefSeq and is a predicted model, not a curated record. The coding region runs from base 488 to 772 and encodes 94 amino acids. NCBI's taxonomy places the organism in Eukaryota, Viridiplantae, Streptophyta, Magnoliopsida, Malpighiales, Euphorbiaceae.